Acomys russatus (golden spiny mouse) is the source of this 1353-nucleotide messenger RNA. It is a transcript of the gene Mxi1, whose product is annotated as MAX interactor 1, dimerization protein. The transcript is spliced from 6 exons. Gene Ontology annotation, biological process: regulation of transcription by RNA polymerase II. Lineage: Eukaryota; Metazoa; Chordata; Mammalia; Rodentia; Muridae. The record is from RefSeq and is a predicted model, not a curated record. Bases 204 to 1091 code for a protein of 295 amino acids. Gene Ontology annotation, molecular function: DNA-binding transcription factor activity, RNA polymerase II-specific; protein dimerization activity; RNA polymerase II cis-regulatory region sequence-specific DNA binding.
CAAUCUCCUAUACACACAGACCCACACAGCGAGAGCGACACACACUCACACUCACAACUGCACGCAGCGAGGCUCGACAAGUCAGGCCGGCUCCGUGUCCCGGCGCCUCCUCGGCACCAGCAGGCCGGAUCUCCCAGGGGGCCCACAGCUCGACCGGCCGCUCAGCCCGGGACUAGACUAGCUCGGCGGACCCCCGUGCCUCCAUGGGCAAACGCGGGCGGCCGCGCAAGGAGGCGCGCUGCGAGGGCGCGGGGCUGGUCCCCAUCGCACCCCCGGCCAUGCCCCCGGCCGCAGCCGCGCCCCAGCCCCCGGCGCAGCCGGAGGAGCCGGCGGGGGCCAAGCCCCGGUGCCCCUUCUCGGACAUUUUCAACACCAGCGAGAACUCGAUGGAGAAGCACAUCAACACUUUUCUGCAGAACGUGCAGAUUCUGCUCGAGGCAGCCAGCUACCUGGAGCAGAUCGAGAAAGAAAACAAAAAGUGUGAACAUGGCUACGCCUCAUCGUUCCCCCCCAUGCCGAGCCCCCGGCUACAGCAUUCAAAGCCCCCAAGGAGGUUGAGCCGGGCACAGAAACACAGCAGUGGGAGCAGCAACACCAGCACUGCCAACAGAUCUACACACAAUGAGUUGGAAAAGAACCGACGAGCUCACCUGCGCCUGUGUUUAGAACGAUUGAAAGUUCUGAUCCCGCUGGGCCCAGACUGCACCAGACAUACGACACUCGGUUUGCUGAACAAAGCCAAAGCACACAUCAAGAAACUUGAAGAAGCUGAAAGGAAGAGCCAGCACCAGCUUGAGAACCUGGAACGAGAACAGAGAUUCUUAAAGCGGCGACUGGAGCAGCUGCAGGGUCCUCAGGAGAUGGAGCGGAUACGAAUGGACAGCAUUGGCUCAACCAUCUCUUCAGAUCGCUCUGACUCAGAGCGAGAGGAGAUUGAAGUGGAUGUUGAAAGCACAGAGUUCUCCCAUGGAGAAGUGGACAGCAUCAGCACCACCAGCAUCAGUGACAUUGAUGACCACAGCAGCCUGCAGAGUAUUGGGAGUGACGAGGGUUACUCCAGUGCCAGUGUCAAACUUUCCUUCACUUCCUAGAACCCAGCAUGACAUAACAGUGCAGGGCGAAAUAUUCACUGGGCCAAUUCAGUACCGUCUCUUAAAUUGGGUUCAUGAUGUAGUCUCCUCUUUAAAACUAAAAACUAUACUUGAACAAAAGGGUCAGAAGACCUGUAUUUAAGCAAAUACUUAAGAAAAAGUGGGGUGGAGUCUCCCCACUAGAACAAAUAUUCAUAUAUUGGAAAGAUGGAGUUUCUAAGAGCAGCAGAAAGUGCGUGUCAUUCUCUCGAGUUGACUUGAG